Molecule: messenger RNA, 847 nt
Organism: Medicago truncatula (barrel medic)
Lineage: Eukaryota; Viridiplantae; Streptophyta; Magnoliopsida; Fabales; Fabaceae
Product: lachrymatory-factor synthase
Exons: 1
Coding region: 54-563 (169 amino acids)
Source: RefSeq, a predicted model, not a curated record
UAAAUCAUCCUAACUUGUGUUUGUGAGGCAUUGCAACUUCCUAACUUGAAAUCAUGAACACUAUUCAACAAACAAAAGAAAAAUGGCAAGGCAAGGCCAAAACUGAAUUAGUAGGAUGCAAAGCAGACCAAGUAUGGCCUCUCUUGGAAGAUUUUUUUGGUCUUGAUAAAUGGUUUCCAACUCUCUCUUAUUGCAUUCCAGUUGAAGGAAUAUCCGGCAAACCCGGUUGUGUCCGAUUCUGUGCCGGUUUCAAGACUCCAGUUGAUAAACAUGGCAAACAAAACUUGAAUUGGACUAAGCAGAAACUUCUUUCAAUUGAUCCAAUUCAAAGGGUGUUUAGCUAUGCAAUUGUUGAUGGAAAUGUUGGAUUUCAUUCCUAUGUUUCAACUGUUAGGGUUUUGCCAAAAGAUAAUGGUUGUGAGAUUGAGUGGAUAUAUGAAGUUGAACAUGUUGAAGGGUGGAGAUUGGAGUAUCUUGAUUUAUUCAUUGGUUCAGGCUUGGAUGAGAUGGGUCAGAGAAUGCAAGGAGCUUUGAAGACAAUGGAAGAUGCAAUUAGAGCUUAAAAUUGAAGUAGUCAUUGUUAGACCCACCAAGAUAUGAAAUUUAACCGUUGGAUCAAAAUCGGACGCUAACGAUUUUAAACUCGGUAUUUUAGUUUUUUUUUUCUUUAAAUAAUCAAAUCAUGUAUUGAAAUUUGGAUCUAUCAAUCUCAUAUCCAAAUAUUGUCGACUACAUGAAUGCAAAAAAGUACCGACCGGAAGUAAUGUGAAUUCCGAAGAUUGUACAUUUUAAGUUUUUAUUUGGAUGCCUAAAAAAAAGUUAUUAUUUGGAUUCCAUUGAUCAUAAA